AUGGCUACAGAAACAACCUCAUUUGAAAACUUCCCCAUCAAAUACCAAGAAACAUUUGCUCUCAUCAACGUCUUUGAAAAGCAGGUCGGAAAGUAUGCUGAUCAAGUCUAUGUUCGCUACUAUGGUCGUAUCGAGAAUGGCAAGCACGGUUACAAAACACUCACUUAUGCCGAGGUGGACAGAGUAGCAACCAAUUUGGCCUGUCAAUGGAAGAACAAGAUCAAGGGCUACAAGACAGUGGCUUUUAUGGCUGAUCAAUCUGUUCAGUAUUUCCUCUGUGUACUUGCUUGCCUGAAAUUGCGUAUUACCUUCUUGGCUCUGUCUCCUCGUAACUCUGAAGCUGCAGUAGCCAGCUUGUUAACCAAGACGGAUUGCCACUUUUUGUUUGCCACCAGCAAGUACGCCACUCUGGCUCAAAGUGCUGCUGGUCAAGUGGACGGCACUAUCUGUGAAGUGCUCCCUUCUUUUGAUUUGGUAGGUCGUCUCAAGCAACCUCUCAACCCCUUGGCUUCCAAGAUCCUGGACAAGCAUUUCAGUGAAAAGGAUAUCGAGCAAACCUGUGCCAUCAUCCAUAGUUCUGGCUCAACUGCUUUCCCAAAGCCUAUCUGUCUCAGCAACAGAUACCUCAUUUGUGGUAUUCAGUCAAUUCCUCGCCAUGCGUUUGGCCAAGAUCCUAGCGUAGCUCCAUCUUUUGGCGAUGUUCAAUUGUGUUGUCUUCCCAUCUUCCACAUGUCUGGUUUCAUGGGCUCUUUCAAUAUGUCUCUUGUAGGUGGCAGCAAUGUCUAUCUCCCCAAGUUUCCUCCUUCGGCUCGUGAAGUGUUGAUGGCUCUCGAGGUCAAUGGUGGCACUCAUAUGCUCGCUCCUCCUCUUAUCAUUGAUCAAUUGAUUCCUUCUCUCAAUGAAUCCCAGGACUAUAUUCCUCUUCAAAAACUCAAGUACAUUUGUGUUGUUGGUGCUGAAUUGGACGAAAAGACGGGUGAUUACUUCCAUGCCAACAAGGUCAACAUCUGUAACGUGUAUGGCAUGACAGAAAUCAAUUUCCUCAUGGGUGGUGAUAUGCGAAAGGUCAAGGAGAACAAAUGGAUCAUUAUGAGCCCCAUGAAGGCCGCUAACCCUUACAUUCGCUGGGAACCUGUUGAAAAUGAGCCCAAGCAACGUGCUCUCAUUGUCCGUGGUAAUUGCCCUGCUUUAGCUACUGGCGUAUCCAACCGUGCUGAUGGUGAUUAUGAUACCAACGAUCUUUUCAUGGAAAUUGCAGAGGGUAGCAAUCAAUGGAGAUACCUAGGCCGCAAGGAUGAUACGUUGGCUAUGAAGAAUGGCGAAAAAACCAACCCCGUGCCUAUGGAAUCGGCUAUUCGUGCCUCUCCUAUCGUGAAGCUGUGUACCGUCAUUGGCGAGGGUCGUGAGUGCACUGCUGCCUUGAUCGAAUUAGACAAAGAUCAUGCUUUCGGUUGCACUCCUCAGCAAAUGAUGGACGAGGUCUAUGAAGCUGUUGCCAAGGCCAAUGAGAAUGCUCCCAGUCAUAGUCAUCUGCUCAACCAAAUGAUCUACAUCUUACCAUUUGACUUCCAUUUGCCUCAUACUGACAAGGGUACUGUUCCUCGCAAGAAGGCUAUCCGUAUGUACAGUGAAGUCAUUGACAAGCUCUACAAGGACUUUAUCGACGGCCCUGCUCCUGCUUCCAACACUACCCAGUCCCAGCUAAAGAGCACUGCCAACUGGGCCGCUGAUGAAAUUGACAACUAUCUCUCUCAAGCUGCUGCUGUCGUUCUCCACACUGACCCCAACGUCUUUUUGAAGAAUCCUACUGCUUCUCUCUUUGAUCUAGGCCUCAAUUCACUACUGUCUAUACAAUUGCGUAACCGUAUUGCCCAGUCGUUCGACAACGUGGCCCAAAACUUUCUGUUUGAGCAUCCCAACAUUGAGAGCAUGCGAAAUGCCUUGAUGGGCGAAUCUGAAGAAGCACAAGAAGAUGUGGUCGCCAAGCAUUACAUGGAAACUGAAGAAAUUCUCGAAAAGUACAUCCGUAUGGCCAAGAAAGAAUUCCCUGUUGCAAAGACCAAUUAUCCCAAGGAUGUCAAGCAAACUGUUCUUUUGACUGGUGCUACUGGCGCUGUGGGUUCCUUCAUGCUGCGUGAUUUACUACAAUCUGACCAGAUCAAGAAGGUCUACUGUCUCGUGCGUGGCCGUAAGGGCACUGAUCUGAUGGGCAGAAUUCGAGAUGCUUUCUCUGAUCGUUUGUUGGAUACUUCUUUCUUGCAAUCUGGUCGUGUCGAAGCCUUGCCCAUGAAUCUAAAUGACGCCUACCUUGGCUUCUCUCAAGAGGUCUAUAACCGCUUAAGGGAAGAAGUUACUGUCGUUCAAGCCUGUGCAUGGCUCCUUGAUUUCAAUCAGCCUGUGACCCACUAUGAAAAGGAAUGCCUCGCUGGUUUCUAUAACUUGAUCAAGUUUGCUUACAAGGAAGAAAACCCUAUGCACUUUCACCAUGUCUCGUCCAUCACUGCUACCGCUAAAUACGGCGCUGUCAUUCCAGAAGAACCUAUGCCAAGGAAUCCAUUUGUGGCUCUUUCGAUGGGCUAUGGCCAGUCGAAAUAUAUUUGUGAGCACUUGAUGACUUAUCUCGCUGCCGAAAAGAACUUCCCUUGCUAUAUCGAACGUCUUGGUCAAGUCUGUGGUGAUUCUGCUAAUGGUGCCUGGAACACAAGCGAACAAUUCCCCAUCAUGAUUGUCAGUGGUGGCAUUCUGAUGCAUGCCAUGCCAAAGCUCACCACUCGUAUUGACUGGAUCCCGCUCAACUUUGCCGCUAGUUCCAUUGCCAAAAUCAUGAUUGAUACUGCUACCGACAAUGCCAAUGCCCCCCAGGCUGUUUUCCAUAUUGUGAACCCCAAUGAAGUCAUGUGGACUGACGUUCUGAGCGCUAUGAAGCAAAGCGGCAUGCAAUUUGAAGAAGUCUCUGUAGAAGAAUGGAUCAAGAUUCUGUCUGAACAUGAAGAUAACCCAGCUUACAAGCUCAUGUCCUUUUACGAGAGUGCCUUUAAAGAUCUCACUGACUGUCCUCACUGGAAUACCGACAAAACCAUCCAAACUGCACCCAUGCUCCAAGAUGCUCCUUCGUUUAAUAAGGAUCUUUUGAACAAGUACAUUUGCUACUGGCGCAAAGAGGGUUUCUGUAAUUAG
Messenger RNA from Mucor velutinosus, 3177 nucleotides. RefSeq lists its product as uncharacterized. Bases 1 to 3177 code for a protein of 1058 amino acids. Gene Ontology annotation, molecular function: phosphopantetheine binding. The record is from RefSeq and is a predicted model, not a curated record. The transcript has 4 exons. Lineage: Eukaryota; Fungi; Mucoromycota; Mucoromycetes; Mucorales; Mucoraceae.